CCCCCACCUUUGUUUUCAGAAAUGCCCUCAACGUGGUCAAGAAUGACUUGAUUGCUCGAAUGGACGAGCUGUCCUGCGAGAAGGAGGUCCUCCAAGGGGAGCUUGAUGCCGUCACUCAGGCCAAGAUCAGACUAGAGGAGAAGAACAAAGAUUUAGAAGACGAACUGAAGAAAGUUCAAGCUGAACUUGGGAACAGCAAACACAAGUCUAAGACUGAGAAUGAGGAUGAUAGUGAUGUGCCCACAGCACAGCGGAAACGUUUCACCAGGGUGGAAAUGGCCAGAGUCCUGAUGGAGAGGAACCAGUAUAAGGAGAGGCUGAUGGAGCUGCAAGAGGCUGUCAGAUGGACAGAGAUGAUCCGGUAAGAUUAGAAUAACAUCAGACAAUAUUGUAAUAU
Molecule: messenger RNA, 397 nt
Organism: Hippocampus comes (tiger tail seahorse)
Lineage: Eukaryota; Metazoa; Chordata; Actinopteri; Syngnathiformes; Syngnathidae
Product: C-Jun-amino-terminal kinase-interacting protein 4-like
Exons: 3
Coding region: 60-365 (101 amino acids)
Biological process (GO): vesicle-mediated transport
Cellular component (GO): cytoplasm
Molecular function (GO): kinesin binding; signaling receptor complex adaptor activity; MAP kinase scaffold activity
Source: RefSeq, a predicted model, not a curated record